GCACAUCACUCGCAGUUAUAGAGCAGUCCACUCGGCAGCAAGAUGAAAUGUACCAUAUUCCUUGGCGUUCUGGCACUCUUCGUGUGCUUGGCCCAGGCACAACCUAUCGUCCAGGAAUCACUAGCCGACCAGGAGCCCUGGGCAGUGGAGCCCGUGCCGGAUUUCCACAGCCGUCAGAAGCGUGCCACAUGCGAUCUGCUGAGCGGCUUCGAUGUGAAUCACUCGGCCUGUGCAGCUCACUGUAUUGGCCUGGGCAGGAGUGGGGGUUAUUGUAAUGAUAAGGCUGUUUGCAUCUGUCGACGCUAAAGUACUUAUAUUGAAGGAUUCAAUAAAAUUGCAAUUAUAUUCAAUUUAAUUAAAGCGAGUUUUGAUAAGAGAA
This is a messenger RNA of Drosophila montana, 379 nucleotides long. RefSeq names its product Defensin (gene Def). The transcript has a single exon. The coding region runs from base 43 to 306 and encodes 87 amino acids. Gene Ontology annotation, biological process: humoral immune response; defense response to bacterium. The record is from RefSeq and is a predicted model, not a curated record. NCBI's taxonomy places the organism in Eukaryota, Metazoa, Arthropoda, Insecta, Diptera, Drosophilidae.